GCAGAGCCGUGCGCGCACGCGCCGGCCGCGCUGCGGAAGCUUGGAGCGUCGGAACCCUUGUGCGGGUUGCGGGCCCGGCGGAGAAGUCCGUUGAUGGAGCGGUCCGCGGCGCUGCGCAGGGCUCGGGACGCGGCGCCAUGAGGUUCGCCACGCGCGCGCUGUGCGGCGCCGCCCGGGCCGCCUGGCGGGAGAGCUUCCCCCUAGACGGUCGCGACGUGGCGCGCUGGUUCCCGGGCCACAUGGCCAAGGGGCUGAAGAAGAUGCAGAGCAGCCUAAAGCUGGUGGACUGUAUCAUCGAGGUCCAUGAUGCCCGGAUCCCACUUUCAGGCCGAAACCCUCUGUUUCAGGAGACCCUUGGGCUUAAGCCUCACUUGCUCGUCCUCAACAAGAUGGACCUGGCGGAUCUGAAGGAGCAGCAGAAAAUUGUACAACACUUAGAAGGAGAAGGCCUAAAAAAUGUCAUUUUUACCAACUGUGUGAAGGAUGAAAAUAUCAAGCAGGUAAUCCCGAAGGUCACGGAGUUGGUUGGGAGCAGCUACCGCUACCACCGACGAGAGAACCUGGAGUGCUGCAUCAUGGUGACUGGGGUCCCCAACGUGGGCAAGUCGUCGCUCAUCAACUCCCUGCGGAGGCAGCACCUCAGGAAAGGAAAAGCCACCAGGGUGGGCGGCGAGCCUGGGAUCACCAGAGCUGUGAUGUCCAGGAUUCAGGUGUGUGAGCGGCCGCUGAUGUUCCUGCUGGACACCCCCGGGGUGCUGGCUCCUCGGAUCCAAAGCGUGGAGACGGGCCUGAAGCUGGCCCUGUGUGGAACCGUGCUGGACCACCUGGUGGGCGAGGAGACCCUGGCUGACUACCUUCUCUACACCCUCAACAGGCACCAGCUCUUGGGGUACGUGCAGCACUAUGACCUGGGUGAGGCCUGCGACGACAUCGCCAGCGUGCUAAAGCGUGUGGCCGUGAAGCUGAGAAAGACCCACAAGGUGAAGGUGCUGACAGGCACGGGUGACGUCAACGUUGUCCAGCCCAACUAUCCUGCGGCCGCCCGAGACUUCCUGCGGGCCUUCCGCAGCGGGGUGCUGGGCCCCGUGAUGCUGGACCGGGACCUCCUGCAGGGCCCCCCUGCGGCGGAGCCCUGAGCUAGUCCAGCGGGAGGGCCUCACGCCCCUGCCCUUGACUCCACGGCCAGGGAGUGGGUGCCCAGGAGUCCCCUGUCCACAGGCUCCUUGCUGGUCACUGUAUACUCCCCGGUCUCUGCUCUAGGAAGGAGGCCGUGCCCUCCUGCUGCUCCACAGCCCAGCCCCUGGUUACAGGGGACUGAGCCUGGGUGUGGACAUCAGGGCAGUGGACGUCCCUGGGGGCCUGGCCUGGGGAGGAAACUCACUCAUGUUCAGUAUCUCCUAAAUAUUCUCUUGAGGAGGAUCUGGUGUUUUCUCAGAAGGAGUUGAAACUGUAAUCUGUGGUUUUAAAAUGAAAAGGCCUGUCUGUGUGGUUGGCCCUUUUGUUGUGCAGUUGUGCAGCCCCUUGGGCCCUCACCAAGGAAAAACGGACGUGAACUGCUUAGCACCCAAGUCUCUUGUGUAAGAAUCCCGACAUGGAGUCCAGGUCCCGCAAUAAGAAACAGUCUCAUUGGCA
Mesoplodon densirostris (Blainville's beaked whale) is the source of this 1632-nucleotide messenger RNA. RefSeq names its product mitochondrial ribosome associated GTPase 1 (gene MTG1). The transcript has 11 exons. Lineage: Eukaryota; Metazoa; Chordata; Mammalia; Artiodactyla; Ziphiidae. Gene Ontology annotation, cellular component: mitochondrion. Gene Ontology annotation, molecular function: GTP binding; GTPase activity. The record is from RefSeq and is a predicted model, not a curated record. The coding region runs from base 138 to 1136 and encodes 332 amino acids.